Messenger RNA from Morus notabilis, 2294 nucleotides. RefSeq names its product pentatricopeptide repeat-containing protein At3g29230. The transcript has a single exon. Gene Ontology annotation, molecular function: protein binding; RNA binding. The record is from RefSeq and is a predicted model, not a curated record. NCBI's taxonomy places the organism in Eukaryota, Viridiplantae, Streptophyta, Magnoliopsida, Rosales, Moraceae. Gene Ontology annotation, biological process: RNA modification. The coding region runs from base 176 to 1975 and encodes 599 amino acids.
UGGACGAAGGCUGUUUUUGAACACCAAAACAGGGGAACCAAAAGCCAUCAAUCUAUUCCCGAAAACCCAUUCGAUUUCUCAACAAAUUCCCCUUAAUUCAAUCACUUAGUUCGUCAAAGUUCUUGAUUAUUAUUAUUAUUAUUAUUAUUAUUAUCAUCUUUUGGGUUCUCUAACAAUGCAAAUGUGCGUGCCGGUUCGAAAACCAGGAUGGGUUUCUCCACGAAAACUGCUGGAGCAGAAGCUAACCCACCUCCAUAAAUGCGCCAACAUACUUCAUAUAAAGCAACUCCAUGCCCAGAUUAUCAGAGCCAAUCUCCACCUCGACCCUUUUGUCGCGCCCAAACUCAUCGCCGCCUUCUCUCUCUGCCGCCAAAUCGCUCUCGCCGUCAACGUCUUCGACCAAAUUCCCGAACCCAAUGUGCACGUUUUCAACGCCAUGAUCAGAGCCCACACCCAGAACUCUCAGGGCCCGCAAGCCUUCGCGGCUUUCUUCAACAUGCAGAGUAAUGGGGUUUCGCCUGAUAAUUACACGUACUCGUUUCUUUUGAAAGCGUGUUCUGGGAAAGCUUGGUUGUCCGUGGUUCAAAUGGUGCAUACCCACAUCGAGAAAUGUGGGUUUUGUUCGGAUAUUUUUGUGCCCAACGCGCUUAUUGAUAGCUACUCCAAGUGCGGGCCCGUUGGUGUUUUUGCGGCUAAGAAGCUGUUUUUGGCGAUGGGAGUGAGGGAUGUCGUUUCUUGGAACUCCAUGGUUGGUGGGUUGGUUAAAGUUGGGGAGUUGGGUGAAGCGCGCCAACUGUUCGAUGAAAUGCCUGAGAGAGAUUUAGUUACUUGGAACACGAUGUUGGAUGGGUAUGUCAAGGCCGGGCAAAUGAGCGAGGCGUUUGAAUUCUUUCAGAGGAUGCCGGAGAGGAAUGUGGUCUCGUGGUCAACGAUAGUGUCGGGUUAUAGCCGAGCUGGGGAUAUGGAUAUGGCGAGGAUUUUAUUUGAUAAGAUGCCUGUGAAGAACUUGGUUACUUGGACUAUUAUAGUAUCUGGGUAUGCUGCAAAGGGGAUUGCGAAUGAGGCGAAUAGUUUGUAUGAUCAAAUGGAGGAUGCCGGUUUGAAGUUUGAUGAUGGGACCAUCAUUAGUGUUCUUGCUGCUUGUGCAGAGUCUGGUUUGCUUGGUUUAGGUGAGAAAGUUCAUGCUUCUAUGGAUAGGAUUAGGUACAGGUGUUGCACGCCAGUAUCUAAUGCGUUGGUUGAUAUGUAUGCAAAAUGCGGUAGCUUGGACAAGGCGUACAAGGUCUUUAAUGGGAUAGGAAAUAAGGAUUUGGUAUCGUGGAACGCCAUGAUCCAUGGUUUAGCUAUCCAUGGUCACGGUGAGAAGGCACUUUGGCUUUUCGGUAGAAUGAAGAAGGAAAGCUUUUCCCCGGAUGCAGUUACCUUCGUUGGCAUCUUGUGUGGUUGUGCCCAUGCUGGCUUUGUGAAGGAGGGCCUUUAUUACUUUCACUCCAUGGAGAGAGACUAUGGAGUAGUUCCCCAAGUUGAGCACUAUGGUUGCGUAGUUGACCUGUUGGGACGUGGAGGGCGUCUUGAAGAAGCUUUUAGGCUUGUGAAUAGCAUGCCGGUAGAACCAAAUCCCGUCAUUUGGAGUACCCUUUUGGGAGCUUGCCGUGUGCAUAAUGCUGUGGAUCUCGCAGCAGAGGUGCUCGAUCACCUGGCUAAAUUGGAGUCGUCAGAUCCGGGAAACUUUUCCAUGUUGUCAAAUAUUUAUGCUGCAGCUGGUGAUUGGGAAAGUGUUGCAACUAUGAGGGUGAGAAUGAGGAGUACAGGAAUUCAAAAAGCUUCCGGGGCUAGCUCCAUCGAGGUAAAUGAUGAGGUUCAUGAGUUUAAGGUGUUCCAUAAAUCGCAUCCUCAAUCAGAUAAGAUAUAUCAAACGAUUGGAAAACUGAAUCAGGACCUUAAACGAGUGGAAUAUGUCCCAAUAGGACAUUGACUAUAGUGUUUUCCAAAACUCUAGGUAGGUACUUUCCGAAUGGUAUGCCUCUAUAGCACGCUGUCUAAGUCGGAAUGGUGGUAAAAUUUUCAUCAAACAACUUUCAUGAGUUACCAUGCCAAUGCCAUUAUUGUAAGUAAACCACGUUUGAGAAGAAAGUUCCAAACUGAUGGUCUUCUGCUCAAUCCAUAGAUGUCACUAUGUCUCUGUCUAUAUGUACCCAGUGUAAAAGAAUAUUGUUUAUCCAAAGAAAAAGAGAAGAAAAAGGCAAAUGCUUCUUGUUUGUAUAAUACAAUUUCCUUAUACUUGUCGAAAUUCU